CCCAACUCCGACAGCCGCGUCGCCUCAUCGCCUUCCCUAAACGAGCACCGCCCGCUCAUUCAAUUCGCUUCCCGCCUCGCUAGGGUUCCGCCGCAGCUCCGUGUAUAAAACUGCAGCCCUUCAUGAAUCGGCCCGGCCCGCUCGGCAUCCCGAAUCGCCGUCGGCAGAGAGCGGGGAGCAACCGAGUGAGCAGCAGCACCGGGGAGCGCCCCCUCGGGGACUCGCGUGGCGUGGAGAAGACAUGAAGAAGGGCGGCGGCGGCGGCGGCGGCGGGAGGACCAGGAAGUCGAAGCGCGUGUCGUGGGCUUCCGAUGAUAAGCUCUGUCAGUCGCUGCAGGUAUCGGAUUUGAAUGGUGCGAAAUUUGACGCUGUGCCACCGGGACAUGGAGGCAGCUCUUCGGCAAAACAAUCAAGAGAGCGUAUUCAUAUCCCUUGCAUUCGUUGGACCUGCCCUCCCAGAUUUGCUGUGAGUAGCAACUGGCUUGUUGCCGCUGGUGAAGAAAGCAAAGAUGCGGGAGCUGAAGUGAGUAGAGAAUUGAGAGUGCUCGAGGCGUUUUACCCGCGCUCAAUGUAUAUACCGUCUAGCCCAUUUGUAUCCCCUGCUGUAGCGCGCGAAAACUAUGAUGAUACCCUCACACCAAUAAUUCCCAUCAUCGGCAUUGAAGAGAUGGACACCAGUCAAGGGGAAAAUACAACUUCCAUCGAAGGAAAGCAGACGAAAAGUUCAGGAGUUGAGACUAUAACUGUUGGAGAUGUACAGAUAUCUGUUGGAGAUGCAGAGUUAGCUGCUGCUGCAGCAGUGAUGUUUUUCACUGUCCUUGUGAAGAAUUGUGAGCAGGGAAAUAUGGUUGACACCGAUGUGCUCGUCAAAUUCCUCCACGAUCCCCAGAUGAUUGGAAAGUUUUUGAAGAAUAAAACUCCAUCGCCCGAGUCAAAGCAAGCUAGUCCCCAAAUUUCUCAGUCAAGCCCUCCACUUUCUCUACCAGAGUCAAAGCAGACAACUCUUUCACUUCCCAUGUCAAGCACGGAACUUCCCCCGACCGAGUCAAAGCUAAUUGGUCAGCCAACCCUGUUAAGGCCCGAAGUUUUGCCGUCCGAGUCGAAACAAAUGCGUCCACCAAAUCUCCUGUCAAGCUCAGGACCUUCGGUAACUAAGUCAAAGCUGUUUCACCCACCAAUUCCCCUGUCAAGCCCAAAACGUUUUGUACCUGUAUCAGAGGAAAAAAGUCCAUCAGCUCCUCCAUCAAGCCCCAAUUUGUUGCGCGCUGAUUCGAAGAAAAUUCAACCGCUGACUCCUCCAGCAAGCCCCAAAAUUGUGCUACCCGAGUCACAACAUAUUCGUCCACCAAUUCCUCUGUCAAGCCCUGAAGCUUCCCAAUCUGUUACCAAACAAAUACGUCCAUCGAUUCCCGUUUCAAUCCCCAAACACUUGCUAACCGAAUCACAGCAAGAAACUCCAAUUCCUCUAUCAAGUCCCGAGCUUUCGCUACCUCAACCCAAGCAAACAAGUCUACCAAUUCCUGUGUCAAGCCAUGAGCUGUUGUCGUCUGAACCAAAGCGGAUAAAUCCCCCAAUUCGUCCUUCUCUGAAACUUCUGCCACCGACCCCUGCUAAUGCAAUCUUUUCUGCACAAAACCAGACGCAACUACCAUUCAGGGCACCGCAAGCUCGGCCAGUUGUUCCAUUUCCCGGGUUAGAUGGAGUGAAGGCUCAGAGUUCUACUCUCCCCAUUCGAUUUGCAGGUCCUCCGAUUGCAACUUCAUGCACUGUGCCAGAUCGACCAACUUUCACCUAUAAAGCGAGUGCUGUACCCAGUCCUAUUCCAGUCCCGAUUAUGGCGGGAGAAAGAGCACGUCCUCUGAGUGUUCUACCGAAUGCGCUGAUUCCAACUUCCUGCACCAUGCCAGAUCGGCCGACUUUCACUCCUAAGGUGAGUAUUCUACCGGGUCCUACUCUCGUCCCGACUAUGUGGGCAACAGCACAUCCUGGGCAUGCUUUACUGCCUCUGCCAAUACCACCUUCCAGCACUACGCCAGCUUGUCCACCUUUCAAUUAUAAGGUGAGUGCUCUACCGAGUCCUACUCUUGUCCCAACUAUGGAGGCUGUGAGACCACACCCUGUGAAAGAUGCUGACUACUAUAAGAACUUGGUAAGAAAACAUGGAGGAGAACAGCCAGAAAACUCGGUGCACAUUACACCAAUCGGGGUGAAUCAGAAUCAACUGCAGAAUCUGAAAAUGGACCAAAAUCUAGGACCUAAAGAAGUGGCGACACUCAAGAAUGAGAAGAAGGUCUGCAUGUUCUUUAAUACUGUGAAGGGUUGCCGAAACGGGUCCAAUUGCUCUUAUCUGCAUGAAAUGCCUUCUCAGCAGGGGAGUAAUGAUCCAGCUGGGGAACAGAGUGCAAAGAGGGCGAAAUUUGGUGGUUAAAUUCUUGGAAGGUGAUGGCUGUCAUGAAUAAAUUGGAAUGGAUAGCGCCGACAUCCGAAUAAGUAUUUUCUUUAUUGCAUCAUAGAAGCAUUAAUCAAUAGGAACCGGAGGGAGGACACAUUUUAUUACCUAGUUAAAUUACUUGAUGAGCAGAUUUGACUCUGAUUCGUUGGUGUUAAACUGGAAUUCCAGCUUUGCCUGUGCAAUUCAUUUGAAGGAAACUAUUUUUUUUU
Molecule: messenger RNA, 2661 nt
Organism: Syzygium oleosum
Lineage: Eukaryota; Viridiplantae; Streptophyta; Magnoliopsida; Myrtales; Myrtaceae
Product: zinc finger CCCH domain-containing protein 45-like
Exons: 5
Coding region: 242-2428 (728 amino acids)
Molecular function (GO): metal ion binding
Source: RefSeq, a predicted model, not a curated record